Molecule: messenger RNA, 1878 nt
Organism: Chanos chanos (milkfish)
Lineage: Eukaryota; Metazoa; Chordata; Actinopteri; Gonorynchiformes; Chanidae
Gene: mus81
Product: MUS81 structure-specific endonuclease subunit
Biological process (GO): DNA catabolic process; mitotic intra-S DNA damage checkpoint signaling; double-strand break repair via break-induced replication
Cellular component (GO): Holliday junction resolvase complex; nucleus
Molecular function (GO): DNA binding; crossover junction DNA endonuclease activity; 3'-flap endonuclease activity
Source: RefSeq, a predicted model, not a curated record
AUGCAAUCAUCCGAACCAGCCCGCUUGGGUCGGAAACGAGUCCUGCCCCCCUGCCCCAACCCGCUUUUCCUUAAGUGGCUGACUGAACUGCGAGACCACGCUAAAGAGAAGGGACUGAAAACGCAGUACGUUUACCAGAAGGCUAUAAACUCAUUGAAGAAGUAUCCUCUUCCACUGAAGAACGGCAAAGAAGCAAAGAUUUUGCAGAACUUUGGGGACGGCAUCUGCAAAUUUUUGGACGAGAAGCUGAAGAAGCACUAUCUUGAGAACGGACCAGACGCUCCUAUUCAUUCCCUACCCAGCGGCAUUACUCACUCACAGCACCAUAGCAACAAUCUGGCUCCCCCUAAAUCUACAUCGGACCUCUCCAAAGAAUCUUCUAGAAAAAUCGGAGGAAACACGAAGAGUCAGCCAGAUGAUGGAGGGAAAGAAAAAGGAGGAAGGAGGAAGAGGGAAUAUGUUCCUCAGAAGAGAUCUGGAGGUUACGCUGUACUGCUGACUCUCUACAGGCACUUACAGGUUCCAGGCAGUAAAGGUUUCAUGUUUAAAAAUGAGCUACAAACAGAAGCUCAACUCCUGUGUGACAAAUCCUUCACUGUGCCUGAUGUUGGGAGUAAGUACACUGCCUGGUCCUCAGUCAGCACUCUUAUCCAAAAAGACCUCCUGCUAAAGACCCACAAUCCGGCCCGGUAUUCUUUGACUGAGCUGGGCGUGGCUCUGGCGGAGAGACUGGAGUCUGGAGAGAGGGAGAUAGAUGAUGAGAGGAAGGAGCCGAACAGGACUGAGGAAGAGGAGUCAGGCGAUGGAGUACCCACAGUGGACCUGACCGCAGAUGAAGGCGAAGAAGAGGAGGAUGAGAGAGACAGCUGUUCCACAGAGAGGCCUACCUUAGCUGUAUCCCAACCCCAGGCGGAGAGCAUCAAACCUGGGUCAGGACCUCUAGGAAACUCCCAGGCCUUAGAUACUGGCAGGGCAGUGACGGGUGGCUGUCUUUGUCCUGGCUCCUACGACAUCGUGCUCUGUGUGGACUUCAUCGAAACCACUGGGGGCAAUACAGCCCGCAAACAGGAACUGGUAAAAGAACUACAAAGGAAUGGAGUCACCUUUGACAUCAGGAAGCUGAAUGUUGGUGACUUCCUGUGGGUGGCAAAGGAGAGGGUCACACCUGUCCCAGGUCAGCUGCGGCCGCCAGCAGGACAAGAGCUUGUGCUGGAUUACAUCAUAGAGAGGAAGAGGAUGGAUGACCUGUGCGGUAGCAUCAUCGACGGACGUUUCAGAGAACAGAAAUUCCGUCUGAAGAGAUGUGGUUUGCAUAAGCCAAUCUAUCUGGUAGAGGAGUGUGGAUCAGCUGCAGCUCACCUAAGUCUACCAGAGAGCACUUUACAGCAAGCUAUAGUAAACACGCAGGUAGUGGACGGCUUCUUCGUAAAAAGGGUACAGGAUGUGAAGGAAUCCGCCGCUUACCUAACGGUCAUGACCAGACACCUGCAGAGACUCUACCAGAACCGCACCCUCUUCUGUCGCUCUAGAGAACUGGAGGGAGAUGGAGAGGGAGAGAGAGAGAAUCCCUCUUGCUCUCUCAUCUCCUUCACUGAGUUCAAUCAAGGAGCUGUCAAAAACAAGUGUCAAACAGUGAGGGAGGUGUUUGCUAGACAGUUGAUGCAGAUCAGUGGGAUCUCUGGUGAUAAAGCAGCAGCCAUUCUGGAACAUUAUGGCACAGUAUGCAGUCUGCUGAAGGCGUAUGAGCAGUGUCCCAGCGAGGCAGACAAAGAAAAGCUCCUUUCCUCUGUUAAGUACGGAAAACUCCAAAGGAACCUCGGUCCAGCUCUAAGUCGGACAAUAUAUCAGCUUUACUGUACACCUGGACCUUUGUCAUAA